GUUAAUUUCCCUGAAAGGCAUUUCUAAUUUCACACUUAAAUAUUCAAUAUUCGUUUACAAAAAAUGGUAAAUGAGACUAGUUUGUCACAAUUCUUUGCUCCAGAUAAACGUAAAGAAGCUUUGAGUUGGAAAGAGAGAGUUGAGAUUGCACUUGGUGCCGCACAAGGGCUAGAGUACUUGCACCAUGGUUGCAAGCCACCAAUAAUUCACAGAGAUGUGAAGCCUGCAAACAUUUUGUUAAAUGAGAAAAUGGAGGCCAAGAUCGGAGAUUUUGGUUUCUCCAAGUUUUUUCCAAUUGAAAGUGGAAGCCAUAUAUUGACAUCAAUUGUCGGCACAGUGGGUUAUCUUGAUCCGGAGUAUUAUGCAUGUAACAGGUUGGCCGAGAAAAGUGAUGUGUAUAGUUUUGGAGUCGUACUCUUGGAACUGAUUACUGGUCAGCCUGCUGUGAUGAAAGGCAAUGUUGAGAACAUUCAUAUAAUUCACUGGGUUAGUCCAUUUCUUGAAGGAGGUGAUGUAAGAAGCAUUGUUGAUCAGAGGCUAGAAGGAAAUUUUGACACAAAUUCUGUUUGGAAAGCUGUAGAGACAGCAAUGGAAUGUUUGCCACCAAUUUCCAUCCAGAGGCCAAGUAUGAGUCAUGUGGUAAUGCAAUUGAAAGAGUGUUUGGAGAUGGAAAUUGCUCGUGAACAAGCGUCACAAAUUGAGAGUCAAAUGAUGGAAUCAAACAAUUCAAUGGACAUGAGUCCUGUUGAUCUUGAAACAGAAAAGGGUCCUGAAGCAAGAUAGAAAGUAGACUAUUGAAUCAUGGUUUAAGUUUAUAAUCUUAUGCAAAAAUGAAACACUGAGAUAUGAGAAUAUGUAAACAUUUUAGGGAUUUGAGAGCCCUGGAAUGAGAAAUGUAACAGAAUAUUUUGUUAGCCUUUCACGUUAAUUGGCAGUAGAAAUGAAAAUUCUGAAAACCAAAACUUUUUACCAUUCAAUCGAUGAAAAUGACAGCAAAAUUUCCAGUUGGGCUGCAAUUUGAUUUGCAGAGAUAAAUAGCAUAGGACACUUAACUGGAGCUUAAAGAGCUGGUCAAGUCAUUUUUUCGGCUCCCCUUUAU
Pistacia vera is the source of this 1099-nucleotide messenger RNA. Its product is annotated as probable LRR receptor-like protein kinase At1g51890. The transcript has 3 exons. Bases 64 to 783 code for a protein of 239 amino acids. Lineage: Eukaryota; Viridiplantae; Streptophyta; Magnoliopsida; Sapindales; Anacardiaceae. Gene Ontology annotation, biological process: protein phosphorylation. The record is from RefSeq and is a predicted model, not a curated record. Gene Ontology annotation, molecular function: ATP binding; protein kinase activity.